AUGCUCUCCACAAAACGCUCCCAGUCCCACCACCCGGACAGCUUCUCCUCCAGAUACAGAGCCGGCAAGUCCAAAGCACGGUCCCGAGACCAAUCCGUCAUCACAUCACGACGUCUCCAUCGCCGACACACCCCGGACACCCCCCCUGAUGGAAGCAGUAGCAGCUCCCUAAACCAAGGUGUCAUAACCCUCACCAUUGGACCCACGAAACGCCUCUUCGCCGCCCACAAAGAUAUCCUCUGCGUAUCCCCCUUCUUCGCAGCCCUCUGCAAUCGCCCCAGUGACCCCUCCUCUGCCUCGUCCUCCUCCUCAUCAGCCUCCAAACCCAUCGACCUCCCCGACGAACAACCUGAAAUCUUCUCCUGUAUCCUCGAAUAUCUCUACCGUGGAGACUACUAUCCCCGUCUCCGCCACGAUAAAACCAACAACACAUGGGAUCUUGAAACAGCUACCGCCAACACCAACACCAACCCCAGGGACACAGACCCCGGGGCUACUCUCUUUGUGCCUGCCGCUGGGGCAGAAAUCUUACGAGACACGGCUGUUUACUGCGCCGCCCAAAAAUACUCCCUCGAGCUCCUCAAACGUCUCGCCUUGAAGAAACAAGGCCUCCACUCAAACAUCCCCUGUCAUACGAUCCUCACCAGUGCGCGCUACGCAUACGCCCAUACACCCGACAAUGAGUCCAAAUUGCGGGCGCAUUAUCUGGCGUUGAUUAUUCGGAGUCGGGGGACGUUUAAGCGGAGCGGGACCAUGCAGAUGGAGAUGGAACAGGGAGGGAAGUUGUUUUUUGAUCUCUUUGUUGCGAUGUGUAAUCAUAUGGAUGAUCUUGAGGAGGCUGCGAGGCCGGAUGAUACGUGUUAAGUUGGACCCUGCUGGUUUGGGCUGAUCUUUUAUUAUUUCUAUUACUUGUUGGCUUAUGAUUGGGAAUUUGGGUAGGGAUGGACCGUCAUCGAAAAUUAUCGUAGAUUGGGUUUAUGCGUGUAUGGGUAUCUAGUUGUUGCUUGAUGCGCCCUUGUAUCAUACACCCUCUCGAUUCAUGAAGAGACUUUGUAUUUUUGAAAUUCAUUCCUCCGUG
Molecule: messenger RNA, 1078 nt
Organism: Aspergillus ibericus CBS 121593
Lineage: Eukaryota; Fungi; Ascomycota; Eurotiomycetes; Eurotiales; Aspergillaceae
Product: BTB/POZ domain-containing protein
Exons: 4
Coding region: 1-864 (287 amino acids)
Molecular function (GO): protein binding
Source: RefSeq, a predicted model, not a curated record